AAUCCGGUGCUGCCUUUCCCGCCGGUCUGUCCUCAGUCGCUCUGCCCCCGUUUUUACCUCGAGCGAUUGUCCUCUUCCCGCGACGUUUGUGAUAAAGUUACUGGAAGUUUCCUCCGGUUGACAGUUCCCUCCAUCCCAGCUCCUGAAGUACAGAGAAAAGUGACGGUCAGAACCUCUGGUCUCUGAAUCGCGAUGGACUCAUUGUCAUGUCACAUUGGUGCCGUUACCAAGGAGACGGGGCGGCAGAGUCUGAGUCCUUGGGGGUGACCACACGGCAUUUACGGAAAUGCCGUGUGGAUCUUUGUUCCGGGAUAGAUAGCACAGGAAAAAGAAGUUGAAAACUGAGAAAUUUUUAAAAUAUGAGCCGGGGCAGGCGGGGGGGGGGGGGUGUGUGUGUGAAUGAAUGACGUUUUUUUUCCAGAUUAAUAUAUAAAGUGUUUUGUUCCUCCUCAGAGGGGAGCCCGGUGCGGGGCCCUUUGCUGUACUCUGUGGGGUGCACGUGGGUUCCUGUUAUGCCGAGCCUUUGGGCCGGUUUUGGACGGAAGAUUCCUUAGGCGACAGGGCGAUCGUUCCCUUGGUCGGGGGCAGAAGGCAAAGCUGAGCCCGCAGAAGCCGCAGACGUACAGCAAGUCCUCGCUGAGCGUGGCUGUGGAUGGUGUGGCACUGUGGUGACAUGACAUACGGUGAAGCCGGUUUUGCCACAGGCAACCUGGUGGCGAGUUAAGUUCCCGUGGCGUCUCAUUGCCGUGUAACAAAAUGACCCUGAAUGCUCAGUGUGGCUCUAAGUGCUGCGAUGUUACUCGUAGCUUUCCCGCCUCGCAGAGGCCUGAGGUCGCAUGGGGAGGGAGUGAAGGGAGUCGUCAUGGCACCAAAGUUAGAAGGAAAUAACGUGGACAAUUGUGAAUCAAGGCUGGUCCUAAAGCAAAGCCGUCAUGACAGGAAUAGUUACCGUUUCAGCUAAAAACAUAAGUAAACGCCCCUAGAAGCAGCCACUGUUGCAGCCGCUUGUGAAAAAGGAGGAGGGUCCCGUGAACCGUGGACGCGAGGAGAGAAGGUGCCCCCGGUGUGCUGGCAGUGUCUCCCACACCGGCCGGCCUUCCCUUGAGUGAGGGCAGACGGGUGGGUGGUUUGUUUAAUCGGGACGUUAAAGAACAUUCACCACCCCCCCCCAUGUGCUCCCCAAGCACCAUCUUCCCGCAGCCGCGGGCGGCGGCGAAGGGAAUCGAUUCCCAGCCCCUUUCCCAAGUGGACGUGAACUCCUCCUGGGCCCGUGGCCACCCCGGGAGGGACAGGGAAGGCAGGCCUUGCUCGUCGACGCGAGGGAUCAUCCGGGACCUCUUCCCACCAGGGUCCUGUCGGCGGCCAGGUCACCUUGCAGGUCCCUCCCACAGGCCUGAGCCCGGACGCCGGGCAGACACAGCACCUUCCCAGCAAGUCAGAGGCCGGAGAGCAACAGCUCUGCCGUUCACUAAUACUGUGCACGUUCAGCGCGGGGACUGUGUGGAGAAUGUAAAUAAAUUCUACGAGUCCACGUAGGAAUUGUCGAGAAGAAAAAAUAAAUCUCCUUUGUCACUUGACGCCCACCCCACACGACCGAGGUGAGCCCCACCGCACAGCACGUGUUCGUGGGCCGAGAGCUCCUCUGGAUCGGAGACGGCGCGGUUUUCAGACGACUGGCCGGAUUUUCCUUCGUAGAGACUGGGCGAGGGUCUGCUUCCUAAAAAUCCUAAAAUCCCAGGACGGAGCAUCAGUGACAACGUCCCUGUGAAAUGAACAAAAUCAAUGCCGGUUUCACGCGAAGAGCGUGUCCCCGAGUUGGUUUUCAGUGUUUUUGUCUUAGACACGCGCCGCUUUUGCCCUACAGCACAGCCGAGACGGGCGACAAGAAUAUGCGCGACUAGAAGGAAAGCGGCCGAGGCCGGUAAACGUCAUUUCAGGUUUCGGCACAAAGUGUGGAGGAGCGUUUCCAUUUAUAAACAGUUUGUAUAAAAGUUAUUGUUCUUGGGGGGGGGGCAAUCGGAGGAAAAGGAGAUAUUGUCAUACUUUAAACAAUUUUAAAAAACAAUGUAAAAAGAAAAAGUUCUCCAGUGACUGUCGUCACAGCCUGCAGAAAAGGCGAGAUUCGUAAUUCCCAGAAACUGGAAGAAAACCUCUAAAUGGGCUUUUAGACGCAAAUGAUCAGAUGCAGAAUUUUGAGACAACUUUCUUUUUUAAUCCUCACUCAAGGAUAUUUUCCCAUUGCUUUUUAGAGAGAGUGGAAGGGCGGGGAGGGGGGCAGAGAGAGAGAGAGAAUGAAUGUGAGAGAGAGACAUCAGUUGGUUGCCUUCAACCUGCAAACCCAGGUACGUGCCCUUGGCUGGAAUCGAACCCGAGACCCUUCAGUGCGCGGGAUGACGCCCCAACCAGCGGAGCCACACUGGCCAGGGCCGCCCCGUUUUCCUGAAAGUCACUGUUGCUUCUGCUUUCUAUUAAGUUUCAGGGUAACUUGACAGUUGGACAAAACGGGACACUAUUCCGGCCUCAUGGAUUCUUUAUCUGCCACCUAAUACGAUGAAAAUCCUUGAUUCUGCACAAUCGUGCCCUAAAAAUUAGAAGCCUCAUGGGGGGAGGGGGGGAAUGAGUUUGGAACUUUGAAACCUGAGCAGGAAUGAGAACAAGGAUCCUAAAUGUCUACCAGCAGCCGCCUUGAGAAUUAGCGGGUCGGUCACAGCAGCCGUCAGCUUUUGGGGGCGCCGUUUCUUCUGAGCUGUAGAUCCGUGAAACCAACUGCUUUUAAUAGCAACCGUUUCCGUCAACAUUAAAAGGACGUAGCGGUGUCUCCCUCAGCAGCCGGCGUUGUCUGUCUCCUCACCAGGCGAAACGGCUUCAUGGCUCACCCGCACUCAGCCUCACAGUGAAAAGGGUGCCGUGCGUGUGGGCCUGGGAGAACUCACGCUGGGACAUGCUGACCACAGGCUUCCAGGCAGCCGAGCCCCACUAGACCCCACGGAAACCGUGGCUCUGGCUGCGCCUCAACAUGAGCAGCCCACAGCCGGCCGCCCGAGGAGGACUGUCGGAGGUGGAGAUCAUCUCCCAGCAAGGGGACGAGGAGACCAAGAGCAUCACUGCGGGGCAGCUGGCGAGCUUUGCGUAUCGGGACUUGCCCCUGGCCCCCGUCGACCUCUCCGCGGCGGGCUCGCAGCUCCUGUCAAAUCUGGACGAAGAUUACCAAAGAGAAGGGUCCACCUGGCUGAGGCCGUGCUGCGGGAAGAGGGCGGCCGUGUGGCAGGUAUUUUUGCUCAGUGCCCGUCUCAACUGUGUCCUGGUAGCCUGUGUAGUGUUGGUGGUGACUCUCCUGACUCUGGAGCUGCUAAUAGACAUAAAGCUCCUCCAGUUUUCCAGCGCCUUCCAGUUCGCCGGCGUCAUUCACUGGAUCAGCCUGGCCAUCCUGUCCGUGUUCUUCUCCGAGACCGUCCUCCGCAUUGUGGUGCUGGGGAUCUGGGACUACAUCGAGAACAAGAUCGAGGUGUUUGACGGGGCCGUGAUCGUCCUGUCCUUGGCCCCGAUGGUGGCGUCCACUGUGGCCAACGGGCCCCGGAGCCCCUGGGACGCCAUCAGCCUCAUCAUCCUGCUCCGCAUCUGGCGGGUGAAGAGGGUCAUCGAUGCUUACGUCCUGCCCGUGAAGGUGGAGCUGGAGCUGGUCAUCCAGCAGUACGAGAAGGCCAAGGUCGUCCAGGACGAGCAGCUGGAGAGGCUGACGCAGAUCUGCCAGGAGCAGGGGUUUGAGAUCCGGCAGCUGCGGGCGCACCUGGCCCAGCAGGACCUGGACCUGGCCGCGGAGCGGGAGGAGGCGCUGAGGGCGCCACAGGUGCUGCGGCCGCGCAGCCGCUACCACGUGGUGGAGGACACGGCGACUGAGGGCGACGCGGAGCCGCUGCAGCCCUCGCCAGACAGCGGCGUCCCGGAUCCGGCCGUGUGUGUGGUCACCACGGCUGCCAUAGACAUCCACCGGCCGGACGUCUCCUCGGACCUCUUCUCGGUGGACGCGCCCCUGAAGCUCAGCAGCAAGGGCGGCUGGGUGAGCUCCGCCUCCGCCUCCGAGAGCGCGUCCUGCUCCACUGGCAGCUCCGUCACCGGGGCCCAGAGCGACAGCAGCCAGACCCUGUGCUCCUCCCGCGCCUGCAGCACGGCCCGCCCCGCGCCCCUGCCCCUGUCACCGCCACCCCAGCCGCCCGUGGCGGAGACCACCGUCCAGGACCUGCUGUCCUCCCUGUCAGACGACCCCUGCCCGUCCCAGGGGGCCUGGGACCCAGCCCCCUUUGCCCAGCCCAGCCCCGCGGGCUCCCCCCAGACCAGCCCCGAGCUGGCGCACAGGGUCAGUCUGCUCAACCGCAAGAACCAGGAGGGCUUCCCCGUCCUGCAGCUCAAGCCCACCCUCCACUUCCAGGCCCCGACGCUGCACAGGUUCUCCUCGUUGGAAUCCAAAGAGCAGACGCUGCACAGGGUCCCGGAAGCCUAGCGCCCCGCCGGGCUGGGGGUGACGGGCAGACAGCCCGGGGCCCAGAGGCCACCCAGGGCCACACGAGGGACCCAGGAGCCCACCUGGCCGCUCGGGUGCCGCCUGCCUCCAGGGAGGGGACGCCAGGCCAGGAGGACACAGGCCUCAGACCUCACCGCCCAGAGCUGGUGCCUCCUCUGGCCGAUCAGGGGACGGGGGUGCUCGGCUGGGGUUUUAAACCAUUUUUACCGGAACCAGCCUGUGGCCCAGCCUCUGCCGUCGCCUUCGCUCCCGGCCCCUCGGGAGCAGCACUGUGAGCAGGGGCCCAGCCCCACCCACGCCCUCUCGUCCAGGCACCUGGGUGGAGCCGUCUCAGACGACCCCUGAGCCCACGUGGCUCCUCAUUCUCUCAUUUCCGCAUGAGCCUUUCUGAGUAUUUUUAAGACGAACCCUAGUUUCCACCCUCACAGGACGUAAGGGAUGAGUUUGGAGGUGGGUGGGCGUGUCCUGGGGAGGGACGCCAUUUUGCACACUCAGCUUUGUAAUAAAAGCAGCUGCACU
This is a messenger RNA of Myotis myotis, 5038 nucleotides long. It is a transcript of the gene TMEM266, whose product is annotated as transmembrane protein 266. Gene Ontology annotation, biological process: transmembrane transport; monoatomic ion transport. The transcript has 10 exons. The record is from RefSeq and is a predicted model, not a curated record. The coding region runs from base 3017 to 4498 and encodes 493 amino acids. Gene Ontology annotation, molecular function: monoatomic ion channel activity; voltage-gated channel activity. Lineage: Eukaryota; Metazoa; Chordata; Mammalia; Chiroptera; Vespertilionidae. Gene Ontology annotation, cellular component: plasma membrane.